Messenger RNA from Prunus dulcis (almond), 1428 nucleotides. Its product is annotated as probable UDP-3-O-acyl-N-acetylglucosamine deacetylase 1, mitochondrial. Gene Ontology annotation, biological process: lipid A biosynthetic process. The record is from RefSeq and is a predicted model, not a curated record. Lineage: Eukaryota; Viridiplantae; Streptophyta; Magnoliopsida; Rosales; Rosaceae. The coding region runs from base 141 to 1106 and encodes 321 amino acids. The transcript is spliced from 7 exons.
AGUUAGGCAAACUAUAGAAAUCCCUAGCUUCUCAUAGUCCCGCCAAAAUGUGGUCUCCCCGUUCUUAUUUGUCUUCAACACUUUCCUAGAUUGAGACGCAAGACGACGACGUAUUGGUACUCACCGGCAUCGUGUAAGCUAUGACAGUUUCCAGUGCCUUCAACGCAUUCAAGUCAUCUAAAUCCGUCGUCUGGAAAUCCGUAAACACACUCUCAGUCUCUACUGGUAGGCUUCAGCAAACCAUAGCGGGAUGCAUAGAGCGGAAGGGGAAAGGCUUGCACAGUGGAAAGGUCUCCACGGUGAAAUUGUGGCCAGAGCUUGUCAGCAAAGGAAGGUACUUUGAUUUUCAGCCCAAUGUGAUACGAGCUUCGAUUGAGUUUGCUGAGGAAUCGCCUCUGUGCACCACUCUCUGUAAAGAUGGGGUCAAAAUUCGAACGGCUGAGCACUUGCUUUCGGCUUUGGAAGCUAUGGAGGUUGAUAAUUGCCGGAUUGAGAUAAAGAACUCAGACCCCGAAGAUUUCGAUCUUGAGGUUCCUAUUUUUGAUGGGUCAGCAAGUGAGUGGGUAGAGGCUAUAGAACUAGUUGGCUUAAAAGAGGCAACAGAUCAUUGUGGCAACUGUUGUGAGAAGAUGGCAGCAUAUGUGAAUGAACCAGUGCAUGUGUGGAGGAAUGAUUCUUUUGUUGCUGCAUUUCCAUCACCAGAAAUUCGUAUCACUUACGGGAUCGACUUUCGACAGCAGGUGCAGGCUAUUGGCUGCCAGUGGUUUUCUGUGACCUCCUUGGAUAACUCUUUCUAUUCCAAGCACAUUGCUUUGUCAAGAACCUUUUGCAUUUAUGAGGAGGUGGAGCGAAUGCGGAAUGCAGGACUCAUAAAAGGGGGUGGACUAGAAAAUGCACUUGUUUGUAGUGCUAGUAAAGGUUGGUUGAACCCACCACUGCGUUUUCCAGAUGAACCUUGUCGCCAUAAGGUCUUAGAUCUUAUCGGCGAUGCUUCCCUGUUUGCAAGGUUUGGCAGUCAAGGGCUUCCAGUGGCACAUAUAGUGGCAUACAAGGGUAGCCAUGCACUGCAUUCUGAUUUUGUUCGCCGGCUAUCAGGAAUUAUAUAAAAGGAUAAUGUCUUGGUCCUCUAGAUGUCAUUGUGAUGUAGCAAAGAUCCAGAAAUUCAGAUGCAGAAAUAUGGAAGUAGAUUAUAGAAGUAGACCGGCAUAGGGUUUCAAGUUUCAACCUAUAAGUGCGCAUGUUACAGAAGUAGAUUUACCCCGGUAACUGCUUGUAUUUGAAAAUUGGCUUGGUGAAAUGAUGUAAAGUUGUAUGCCUUCAAAUUGUGUAACAACUGUUCUCGAUCAAGGCAAAAAAUUUCCCGGUAGGGCAUCCUCUGUGAAAGAGUUAAUUAGAAACGAGAUAAUCAAAGCUUGGUUCAUCAAUUUA